Sitophilus oryzae (rice weevil) is the source of this 831-nucleotide messenger RNA. RefSeq lists its product as uncharacterized. The record is from RefSeq and is a predicted model, not a curated record. NCBI's taxonomy places the organism in Eukaryota, Metazoa, Arthropoda, Insecta, Coleoptera, Curculionidae. The transcript has a single exon. The coding region runs from base 1 to 831 and encodes 276 amino acids.
AUGACUCAAGGGUAUUUCCUUGUGGUGAGUUAUUCGGUAAUGGACAGAAUUAUAGAGGAAGUAUCAUCACUAAAUAUAGGAUACCGAAUGGGACAGAAAAGAAUCAGCAUGGUAUGCUACGCCGAUGACGCAGCCAUUUUCGCGGAAACGGAGGACGACCUGCAGAAACAGCUUCACAGAUUCUACCAAGUCAGUCAAGCGAUGAAUAUGACCGUAUCUACAGAAAAAACGAAAAGCAUAACCUUUGCUAAAGACCCCGUGAGAUGUAAGUUGGUAGUUCAGGACAAAAUCAUCGAGCAAGUCUCACAAUUCAAAUACCUGGGUAUGGAUCUGUCGAGCCACCAUGAUCCAGCGAAGGACUUAAGAAGCCAGAUCAACAAAGCGACUGCCAUGUCGGGCUGCUUAAGGCAAACAAUAUGGGCGAACGAAUACAUGAGAUGGGAUAGCAAGGUAAAGAUAUACAAGACUUGUAUCAGACCAAUCAUGACAUACAGAAUAGAAACCAGAGAGGAAACCCACAAAACGAAGAGCAUGCUACGAGUAGCCGAGAUGAAAACGCUCAGGACAAUAAUGGGAAAAACAAGAAGAGACCGAAUUAAGAACACCGACAUCAGGGAACAAUGUGAGGUGCAAGACAUAGUAAGGUGGGGCAGACAAAGAAAAAGAGGUUGGUACGCCCACGUGAGAAGAAUGGAUGAGAGAAGACUGCCACGAAUUGCAUUAGAAGGGAAACCAACAGGGAAAAGAGAACCUGGAAGACCACCUAAGAGAUGGAAGGACAGCUGGCAGUCCACCUCCCAAGAACUGUUACAGAGGACCCAUCAAAAUUAA